Oncorhynchus masou masou (cherry salmon) is the source of this 2364-nucleotide messenger RNA. Its product is annotated as zinc finger protein 335-like. Gene Ontology annotation, biological process: regulation of transcription by RNA polymerase II. The transcript has 9 exons. NCBI's taxonomy places the organism in Eukaryota, Metazoa, Chordata, Actinopteri, Salmoniformes, Salmonidae. Gene Ontology annotation, cellular component: nucleoplasm. Gene Ontology annotation, molecular function: RNA polymerase II cis-regulatory region sequence-specific DNA binding; DNA-binding transcription repressor activity, RNA polymerase II-specific. The coding region runs from base 1 to 2259 and encodes 752 amino acids. The record is from RefSeq and is a predicted model, not a curated record.
AUGGUCCACGGCCACACAACACCCGUAUGGUCCACGGCAACAAAACACUCGUAUGGUCCACAGCAACACAACACCCGUAUGGUCCACGGCAACAAAACACCCGUAUGGUCCACGGCAAUACAACACUCGUAUGGUCCACGGCAACAAAACACCCCUAUGGUCCACGGCAACAAAACACCCGUAUGGUCCACGGCAACAAAACACCCCUAUGGUCCAUGGCAACAAAACACCCGUAUGGUCCACGGCAACAAAACACCCCUAUGGUCCAUGGCAACAAAACACCCCUAUGGUCCAUGGCAACAAAACACCCGUAUGGUCCACGGCAACAAAAUGCCCGAUGAUGUUAACAACCAGCCCAGCCCGUCCCCAUCCCACAGCCCCCCUGCGUCAGGAGAACCUGAUCAAGAGGACCAAACGGAACCAACCAAAACCUUUUCUCACGGUUGUCUGGACUGUGGGAAAGAUUUUUCUCGCCCAUGUGACCUGGUGAGACACCAGAGAGUACACACAGGGGAGAAGCCCUACCCCUGUCCUGACUGUGGCAAGAGGUUCGCCCACUCAGGAGGCCUCCGAGAACACGAGAGGAUACACUCCGGAGAGAAGCCUCACUCCUGCUCCGUGUGUGGGAAGAGCUUCACCCAGAAGGGAAGUCUUAGAGUCCACCUACGGACACACACGGGGGAGAGACCUUAUUCUUGCUCCGUCUGUGGCAAGAGUUACACCCAAAAUGAAUUUUUGAAAGUGCACCAGCGAACACACACGGGAGAGAGGCCCUACUCCUGUUCUGUGUGUGGCAGGGGCUUUGCUCAGAUAGGCAACCUGAAGAAACACCAACGGAUUCACACCGGGGAGAAGCCUUACCAGUGCCCGGAGUGUGGAGCCAGUUUCACCCAGAAGGACAGCCUGAAGAUGCAUCAGAGGUCUCACACGGGAGAGAAACCUUGCGUCUGCCCCGAGUGCGGGAAGGGUUUCCGCGACAACGGGCACCUGAAAGUCCACUUGAGAGGAGAAGCCGUACUCCUGCCCCGACUGUGGGAGACGGUUCAGCCAGGCAGACAUCCUGAAGAGACACCAGAUGGUGCACACAGGGGAGAAGCCGUACUCCUGCGCCCUGUGUGGGAGGAGGUUCGCCCAGCCUGCCACUCUGAAGUACCACCUCCGGACCCACGCAAGAGAGAACCAGACAGGGGGGCCUCAAUGCUGCCCAGUGUGUGGACAGGACCUCCCUACAGAGCAGGCUCUGAGAAAACACCUACAGGCACACAUGGGGAGGACCUCGGUCACAACGGGGGACAGGAAGACGGGGAGGAGGAAGUUGGUGGUCUGAUCAAUUCUGAUGGAGAGGACGUUGGCUGGGACCCUUCUCAUCUUAGAGAGAGUCCUGUCGGCGGCUCCGGUAGUGAAGAAAGUCCUCCUACAUCAGACAUCAACAAGAAUCCGGGUGACCAAUCCGGAUCGUCACCUGACGACAGAGAGGCCUUCAGUCAGACACUGGGUCCUGACGACAGAGAGGCCUUCAGUCAGACACUGGGUCCUGACGACAGAGAGGCCUUCAGUCAGACACUGGGUCCUGACGACAGAGAGACCUUCAGUCAGACACUGGGUCCUGACGACAGAGAGACCUUCAGUCAGACACUGGGUCCUGACGACAGAGAGACCUUCAGUCAGACACUGGGUCCUGACGACAGAGAGACCUUCAGUCAGACACUGGGUCCUGACGACAGAGAGACCUUCAGUCAGACACUGGGUCCUGACGACAGAGAGACCUUCAGUCAAACACUGGGUCCUGACGACAGAGAGACCUUCAGUCAGACACUGGGUCCUGACGACAGAGAGGUCUUCAGUCAGACACUGGGGGUGAACAUUAAAGUAGUGGAGGAGGAGGAGCUGGAGGACUUGAGUCAAACUGUUGGGGUGAUGGUUAAAGAAGAAGAGGAAGAGGUGGAGCUGGAGCACAGUCAGACACUGGGGAUGAACAUUAAAGUAGUGGAGGAGGAGGAGCUGGAGGACUUGAGUCAAACUGUUGGGGUGACGGUUAAAGAAGAAGAGGAUGAGGAAGUCAACAGAUUCAUUCAGUCCCCAGUAGAACAAGUGGACUGGGAGGCUGUUGAACUUGGAGAGAAUCCUAACCACUGCUCAGACCGUGAGGAGAGACCUCCCCAGCAGGAGAAUCACACAGCGAAACACCAUCACCACACAGAGAACACAAGCCUCACUCCUGCUCCGACUCUAUUUGAAGGACCUGAUCAAAGCCAUUGAUUAGGAAAUAAUUAGGUUCACGAUAUCAUUUAGUUACUGUACCCUAUUACAGAUAUGUAUGUUGAAUUAAUUGCCUUUGAUUGAAUAAAUCAUGGUUGCAACAAA